Spinacia oleracea (spinach) is the source of this 1801-nucleotide messenger RNA. Its product is annotated as geranylgeranyl diphosphate reductase, chloroplastic. Gene Ontology annotation, cellular component: chloroplast thylakoid membrane. Gene Ontology annotation, biological process: chlorophyll biosynthetic process; photosynthesis. Gene Ontology annotation, molecular function: oxidoreductase activity, acting on the CH-CH group of donors, NAD or NADP as acceptor; FAD binding. The transcript has 3 exons. The coding region runs from base 259 to 1647 and encodes 462 amino acids. The record is from RefSeq and is a predicted model, not a curated record. Lineage: Eukaryota; Viridiplantae; Streptophyta; Magnoliopsida; Caryophyllales; Amaranthaceae.
GGCAAAAUAUGAACCACCCCGGCCCAGACACAGGAAAUCUACUAACGUACACUUUAUACAACCCAUCACCAAAAUCUCCCAAAUCCAUCCUCACCCUCCAUCCCCCACAAUCCAACGGUCCAAAAACCCACAAAUAUCCCAAACCAUAUCCUAAACCAGAAAAUUCACUAAAAAUACAACUGAAAUAAAAAAUAAAAAUCAUCAACAUUGAUCACACUCUCACUUGUCACUUCCACCACACUCUCUCUCUCCACCACCAUGGCUUCCUCAAUGACAUUCAAACCCUUCACCGGCCUCCGCCAAUCAACACCUUCCACCACCCCUGAAACCACCACCUUCUUUAAAACUGUCAAAAUAUCCCCCAAAAUCAAGGCCAGCAUCACCAGCCCUAAGUUGAAAGGCCGGAACCUCCGUGUGGCAGUAAUUGGUGGUGGACCAGCCGGAGGCGCUGCGGCGGAGACACUAGCCAAGGGAGGAAUAGAGACGUUCCUAAUCGAACGAAAGCUCGACAACUGCAAGCCAUGUGGUGGAGCAAUCCCACUUUGUAUGGUAGGAGAGUUCGAUUUGCCACUAGACAUAAUUGACAGGAAAGUGACCAAGAUGAAGAUGAUUUCCCCAUCAAAUGUGGCGGUUGACAUUGGCCGAACCCUAAAGCCGCAUGAGUACAUUGGUAUGGUUAGACGGGAGGUACUUGACGCGUACCUCCGUGAUAGGGCUUCCGAUUCAGGUGCGACUGUAAUCAAUGGGUUGUUCUUGAAGAUGGAUAUUCCCAAGACAUCAGAUGCUCCUUACCAGUUGCAUUAUUCGGCUUAUGAUAGUAAGACUGGUGCAGCUGGUGAGAAGCGGACAUUGGAGGUGGAUGCUGUGAUUGGAGCUGAUGGGGCCAAUUCCCGGGUUGCUAAGUCUAUUUCUGCUGGGGAUUAUGAGUAUGCUAUUGCCUUUCAGGAGCGUAUCAGGAUACCUGAUGCGAAGAUGACCUACUAUGAGAACCUAGCUGAAAUGUAUGUAGGGGACGAUGUCUCACCAGACUUCUAUGGUUGGGUAUUCCCCAAAUGUGACCACGUAGCAGUUGGGACAGGGACUGUAACCCACAAGUCAGACAUUAAGAAGUUCCAAUUAGCAACAAGAACACGAGCCAUGGACAAGAUUGAGGGUGGAAAGAUCAUCCGAGUGGAAGCCCACCCCAUCCCGGAACACCCUCGCCCAAAACGAGUUCAAGACCGGGUAGCUUUGGUUGGGGAUGCUGCAGGGUACGUGACAAAAUGCUCAGGUGAGGGGAUAUACUUUGCAGCCAAGAGUGGGAGGAUGUGUGCUGAGGCGAUUGUCGAGGGUUCUGAGAAUGGAAAGAGAUUGGUGGAUGAAGGGGAUUUGAGGAAGUAUUUGCAGAAAUGGGACAAGAAGUACUGGCCAACUUACAAGGUGUUGGAUGUGUUGCAGAAGGUGUUUUACAGGUCUGAUCCAGCAAGGGAAGCGUUUGUGGAGAUGUGUGCAGAUGAAUAUGUGCAGAAGAUGACUUUUGACAGUUAUUUGUACAAGACUGUGGUACCUGGGAAUCCAUUGGAUGACUUGAAGCUUGCAGUGAGGACGGUGGGGAGUUUGGUGAGAGCUUAUGGGUUGAGGAGAGAGAUGGAGAAGAUAGACGCUUGAGAGCCGUGAAUCAUUUGGUGAUAUCAAUUGCACUCCUGCUAAUUUCAUCAGGAGUGCUUCAUGAAAAUGUAAUGUAAGUAGAGAAACUUGUUUUUUCUUAACAGGAUAUUUAAGGCUUAAGCUGUUAUGAAUUAUGUAUAUCUUGCAUUUUCAA